Messenger RNA from Lutra lutra (Eurasian river otter), 327 nucleotides. RefSeq names its product BH3-like motif containing, cell death inducer (gene BLID). The record is from RefSeq and is a predicted model, not a curated record. NCBI's taxonomy places the organism in Eukaryota, Metazoa, Chordata, Mammalia, Carnivora, Mustelidae.
AUGGUAGCAUUUGCAGGAAGCCAGGAAAGACCUUUCUAUUAGAUCUUGGAAACUGAGAGCGUGCCUUGUACUGCCUGGCUAGGACAAGCUUUUGGAGGUUCCAUUUAUCCAGAGGCAGAAUGGACCCUCUUCCUUGCUACUAAAAUUGAUGCCAGUUUCAACAAAGAGACUAAACUACCUAAGGAAACAAGGUUUCCUCUUACAAGGUACAAUCUUGGCUUCUCCGCCAUGGGUUGGUCGGGGGAGGGGGUUCUUGGAAAUGUACUCCAGAGACUUUCUUACUUAACCAGGAUACAAACUGCAUUGCUACAUAAUUCCCCCUGCUGA